AUGGGCUCUAUUACGGAUCUCCCCUACCUGAAGACUAACCCCAAGGUCAUUUUCUUUUCGGAUUUCGAUGGGACUAUCACUCUCGAGGAUAGCAAUGACCAUAUGGUCGAUAACCUAGGCUACGGCCAGGCCAAACGCCGCGCAGGAAACGUUGCGGUCCUCGAAAACAAGGCUACCUUCCGUGACGCUUUUCGGGACAUGCUCGACAGCGUUAAGAACCCUUUCAACGAAUGCCUAGAGAUCCUCCAGAAGAACAUGCGCCUAGACCCCCAUUUCACGGAGUUCUACUACUGGGCUAAGGAGAACAACGUACCGAUUGUGAUUUUGUCCUCUGGCAUGGUUCCCGUUAUUCAGACUCUACUGGAGACUCUCCUUGGCCACAAGCUUGACGACCAUCUCACAAUUGUCGCCAAUGAAGUUGAAAGCCGGGAUGGAAAGGACAUCAACACCCCUGGUGGGUGGCAGAUCAAAUACCACGAUGAUAGCCAUUUCGGCCACAACAAAUCCCUGGAGAUUAAGCCGUACGCUGCGGUGCCCUUUAACGAGCGUCCCACUCUACUAUAUGCCGGUGACGGUGUCUCGGACUUGUCCGCUGCAGCAGAGACAGAUCUCCUGUUCGCCAAGGCUGGAAAGGAUCUGAUCACCUUCUGCGAGCGAGAAGGGAUGCCAUACACUGUCUUUGAGAAUUGGUCCUCGAUCUUGGCCACGACGAAGGAUAUCUUGAGUGGCAAGGUCUCCGUCAAGAAGGAGCAGAAAGAGUAG
This is a messenger RNA of Aspergillus puulaauensis, 762 nucleotides long. Its product is annotated as putative Phosphoserine phosphatase. NCBI's taxonomy places the organism in Eukaryota, Fungi, Ascomycota, Eurotiomycetes, Eurotiales, Aspergillaceae. The transcript has 5 exons. Bases 1 to 762 code for a protein of 253 amino acids. Gene Ontology annotation, molecular function: phosphatase activity. The record is from RefSeq and is a predicted model, not a curated record.